Molecule: messenger RNA, 8663 nt
Organism: Achroia grisella
Lineage: Eukaryota; Metazoa; Arthropoda; Insecta; Lepidoptera; Pyralidae
Gene: Gyf
Product: GRB10-interacting GYF protein 2
Exons: 28
Coding region: 141-5438 (1765 amino acids)
Molecular function (GO): protein binding
Source: RefSeq, a predicted model, not a curated record
GCAAAAUAAUUUCUUCACUUUGUUCGGCCAUAUUGCUGCCCUGCGUCCACUUGCGUGCGUUCAAUCAUUGGAUUCAUAAGUUGCAGCCGUCUUCUGUUAAUUUCUUUUCGACUUUUACUCUUCAAACAAAUUCUUCUAUAAUGGGUGAUCGGAAGAAUCCCAUUAUGUUUGGUCCGGAAUGGCUUAGAAAUAUAUCGAGUAACCCUGAAGGUGCCGGUUCAUCAAAUCAAAAUAAUCAGUCAGGAAUAGCUGGCAACGGGCCCAGCUCGGGCGGUCCAGCCGCCGGCACAGGCGCUUCUGCCAGCGCCACUCCUAGCAGUGGCGCCACAGCGGCCCCUACCAGCCGUGCGCCUACACCAGGCACCAGUACAUCCACAUCCACAUCUUCAUCAGCGGCUGCGUCUACAUCCACGGCUGCAGCUGCCUCUACAUCAAACUCUACAGGAUCAACGCCAAAAGUCCGCUUGGCCAAGCUUCGAUAUGGCAGAGAAGAAAUGUUAUCUAUGUAUGACAGAACCCUAGAGGCUCCACAAGAAUUAAAACAUAACGAAUUUCUUUAUCAAAUACGCGGGAAAACGCCAUUGGCUCUACAUAGCACCACAUUUCAAGAAGACGGACCCAUAAAUAUGAGAAGCGGUCCGCCUCCCGGUCACCACGGCCCAGGAAAUGAUAGGUACAAUCAGAACCGUGGAGGGCCCCGAGGUGUGCCUAUGGUGGACAACAGGGGUAGACCUCGUAUGCCCUUUAUUCGUCAUACGUCGUCUGGAAGGGGCCCAUGGUAUUCGGGGACCUCGAGGGCACCUGGGAGAGAACCAUUCACCAAUCCAGACGAGGAUAACGCUUCUCAACGUCCAUGGAGUUCAAGUAAUGGUGGCAAUUACUCCGGCAGAAAUGUAAACGAUCAAGCAGACUGGAACAAACAGUACAGGAAUAAACGGCAUGGUCACAACACUAAUUGGAGACAAGCUCGCGAGGAAAAUGAGGGGUGGAGGUCAUCCGACACGGGCCGGCCCCGAAACCAUAACGACAGGUGGAGUGAGCACCCCCAUCGAGUACCAGGAGAGCGAGAUUGGGGGGAAAAACCUUUGGAUAAAUCCCAGGAGAAAUGGAAUUCGAAUCGUCGGCCAUGGCUAGGUGGCGACCAGCAGAACGACGAUUUGCCUGAGUGGGCCAUGGAAAAUGAUGAAGCAUGUGGAGGUACCUUUGAUUCUACGGGAGCCUUUCAUGGUUACAGCAAUGAUGAUACUAAUCUGCCUAAACCACAAGAUAAUUCCCACUCUCUUAGACGGUCCCGCACGCAUGGUAAUAUUCCUCGGUCAAAACCACCAGUGGAAGAAGGCUCUGAAGAAUGGUGGGCUUCAGAUAAGGCAAAGAAACUGUCCACAAAGAAAUUUGAUGCUAGCGACAUAAAAUUUAAUAAAAAGCCAGCAACACCUGGAAUGGAGCCCAUACCAUCCACAUCAAAUGCAAGGACCCCACCCAGGGAAGAUCCACAAACAUCAGCUGCGUCAGAGAAAGUGGAGACCUCAUCAUCAGAUAUGUCAAACAAUGAAAAUACGAUACCUGAGGAAGAAAAAUUCAGAAAGCGUAAAUUAAAAGUGGAAUUCAAGGAUAGUAAGACUUUUGAUUCAAUGGCUCGAUCUGAUAUUAAUGUGGAAGAAGUUACAGAGGAACCUGGUAACUUCCAAUCUGUUAUGAUUACGGCAAACAAUAUUCUGCGCCAGAAACACCAAAAUUUAGUACCAGUGGUUCCAGAUGGAUUAACUAAUAUGGGAACACAUAGGUCACCAAUGAUGUUGAAUUUAAUGUCAUUGCCCAGUGGAAGUAGCUUCACUGAUAGUGAAUAUGAAAUGCGCAAUCAGCUGGUAAUGCCAGAGGAUAAGAUAGUUGAAGAAUUAUUUGACAUGACUUUAGAGGACAAGGAUCCGAUGAAUAUUCCAAAGAUGUCUACUGCUGGUGCGAUAAUGCACUCGUCAGGUGCUGCCAUGGCUCCUGGAAUGGUAGUAAUCACAUCAAUGGCUCAAAUGGGAAAUUCCCAUAUGCAAAUGAGAAUGACUAGUCCCGUACAUACCAACCAAGGUUUGGCAAUGAAUAAGUCUAUGCUGGCUUCUCCUAUGCCUGGAAUGGCAAUGUCUAGUAUGCAGCAAGUCGGUAUACCAAACUCAGCCCUAUCCGCAUCAUUGGGUUUGGCAAUUCCAUCCUCGGGUUCAAAUAUAGGUAUGCAACUACAAGGAGUACCACCACCUAUGCUAUCAAAUUCGAAUAUUAACAAUACAAACAUGGGUGCAGGUAUGCUAUCUGCAGGAAUGGGAGGUAUGCAACCCGGUGGUCCAGGAAUGGGCGGGGGUAUGCAACCUGGUGGUCCAGGAAUGGGCGGAGGUAUGCAACCCGGUGGUCCAGGAAUGGGCGGAGGUAUGCAACCCGGUGGUCCAGGAAUGGGCGGGGGUAUGCAACCCGGUGGUCCAGGAAUGGGCGGGGGUAUGCAACCCGGUGGUCCAGGAAUGGGUGGGGGUAUGCAACCCGGUGGUUCAGGAAUGGGAGGAGGUAUGCAACCCGGUGGUUCAGGAAUGGGAGGAGGUAUGCAACCCGGGGGUUCAGGAAUGGGAGGAGGUAUGCAACCUGGUGGUUCAGGAAUGGGAGGAGGUAUGCAACCCGGUGGUUCAGGAAUGGGAGGAGGUAUGCAACCCGGUGGUCCAGGAAUGGGAGCGGGUAUGCAACCAGGUGGCCCAGGAAUGGGAGGCGGUAUGCAACCUGGUGGUCCAGGAAUUGGAGGGGGUAUGCAACCCAGCGGACCAGGAAUGGGAGGGGGUAUGCAACCCAGCGGACAAGGAAUGGGUGGAGGUAUGCAACCCAGCGGACCAGGAAUGGGAGCGGGUAUGCAGCCCAACAGUCCAGGAAUGGGGGCGGGCAUGCAGCCUAGCGGUCCAGGAAUGGGAGCGGGUAUGCAGCCCAGCGGUCCAGGAAUGGGCGGUUUUCCAUCAGGUGGCGGUCUAUCAGGAAUGGGCAAUCAGUCACUUAAUCUCGCCAAUAAUUCUCUAUUCUUGAAUCAAAAUACUAACCCGCCACCAUCUGGGAUGCAGAACCUUCCCGGCCAAAACAAUCUGUUUCCAAUGCAUGGUCUGCAGCACUCGUCAUCACAAUCGUUUGGCAAUUCAAUGUAUGGGAACAUGAUGCAACAAAUGCCACCACAGGGACAACCUAGUUCACAAAACUUAGUGGACCAGUGGUUUUACGAGGAUCCUAAGAAAAUAAUUCAAGGUCCUUUCACAUCAAAGGAGAUGUACAGUUGGUAUAAGGCUGGAUUUUUCCCACCUAACUUAAUGGUUCGGCGCGCUUAUGAAACACACUUGCGUCCAUUAGCCAGCUACGGUCCAAUUGUACCGUUUGCUCAAAUGGACCUAAUGCCUCCAUUCCCCAUGAAUAGUCCAUUUGAGUCGCGACCCCAGGGACCGCAUGAUUCUAUAAUGAAUACUCCACUUGGAUUGGAUUCGGUGGUCAAUGUAACAAGACCAUUGGAUUUGCAUUUUGGACCCAUCGAAGUUAUGAAUCCACCACCACAUAUGGUGGAAUCACUAUGGAGCCAGCCCAGCACUGCUCCGGACAUGAUGUGGAUGCAACAAGCUAUUAAUAACAAUAACGAAUCACGCGUCAACUCUCUCAUGUAUUUCUGGGACCAGCAGCCCAACGCUGUUGCAUCAAACUCGUUGAUUCCCGAGGAUAUCGUCAAAGAAAUGAAGACGGAAGACGAGAUCCUGGCUCAGAUUCGUGGAACGCAGAACAUGAGCUCGCAGCCAAACAUUUCGUUCAUCAACGAUCAGCCGUUACCAACGCUGACAUCCACGAAUCCUUUUCCCGCUACGGAGAGCGCAACGCCUAAUCUGGAAGAGCUGCAAAAGCUGAUGUACGAUAAAGAUACAUUAAUCAAACCCGCUGUUGUGGAGAACAUCGUGCCAAAAGAAAUGCCGGUUCCUCCAAAACCUGAAAAGCCUGCCAAGGUGGAUCCACCCGCUGCUGAACCUGUCGCCAAACCGCAGCCAACCCAAAGCAAACCGGCCGCUGAGGCCAAACCGAAACAAGCCAAAAACGAUUCUGAAAGGGCUAAGAAUAAAGAUAACGCCACUAAAAGCAAAGUGAAGAAGUCCAAAGAAGAAAAGAAAGAGGAUUGUGAUAUUAGGAAAGAGGAAGACACUGUGAAAAUUGAGAAAAGAUCGGAGGAGCGAUCGCCUAACAAAAACAAAAAAGAAGAAAAAUUAAAUAAAAAGGAUCUAGAAAAGGAGAAAAAGGAGUGGAUCAUGGAUGGGUUUACACUGGUCAAGGGAUCAGAAAAAUCACACAACAAGGAUAAAAAGAAGGCUGAAGAGGCGAAAGCAGUCGAUGAGACUGAGCGUAAAAAGAAAGAAGAUGACAAGACAGGUGAGGAAGAAUUAAAAAAAAAGAGGAACGCUGAUGCUCACAAGAAACAACAGGAACAACAGCAUCAACGUCAAGCAGCGGAGCCUGUGAUAAAGAAGGCACCGUGGUCAUCGGUAGCCAACCAGAACAUGCAGGCCAUCAACAGGGAUGGACCUACGUUGGCCGAAAUCCAGCGCCUGGAACGAGAAAAGAAGUUGGAGCAAAUGAAAGAGCAACAACAUAUGAUGCAAAUUAUUGCACAGCAACAGGCCGCACAACUCGCAAGGGAACAGGAAAUGCAGGCUGGUCUAGGUUGGGCUAAAAAGAAAGGCAACAACUUAAACGUCCCUGGACCAAGCUUCGUUGAGAUUCAGGCUGAGGCCCGCAAACGCACUGUGGCGGCGGCGGCUAUUCAUGCCCAAGCUCUAGAAAAUGCUCAAAUCGCGGCUGCUCAGGUGCAGGCUGCGGCUAACCAUGUGCCCUGGGGCAAUCCCCAGAACGGAGGUUUUUGGGAUACCCAGCCCAAUGCACAACCGAAAGCAGUGGAGAAACCCCAAGAAGCUCCAAAAGUAGAGCCACCCAAGAUAAAAAAAAAAACGACUAUCGUUAUUCCACCAAAGAAAGAGAUAACGCCAGCUGCUGAAUUCGAGACUUGGUGCACUGGUGUGCUGUCUUCGUGGAACACCAAUGUUGAUGUGCCGACCUUCGUUAGCUUCCUGAAAGAUAUCGAGUCACCAUACGAGGUCAAGGACUACGUGAAAUACUAUUUAGGCGAGACAAAGGACGCUAAUGAUUUUGCUCGGCAGUUUCUUGAGCGUAGGUCUAAAUUACUGCGCGUUGGCAUGGUGACGCCCUCGGACGACCUCUGCUCUCCGGCCAUUGCGGUCAACCCUCGCACAAUAUCUGGAUCUGAUUAUCAGGAGGUUAAGGGCAAGGGGAAAAAAUCCAAAAAAAAUAAGAUGCUGAAAGUGGACGCACGUAUACUGGGUUUCUCUGUAACAGCUUCCGAGGACCGCAUCAAUGUCGGCGACAUUGACACCGCGUGAAUUGUCAACGUAUCAUGUCCAUUGUAACUCGCCUUGUGAUAAGCUAUCGCAUUAAUGUAUAUUGGUGAGUGACCAACAAAACUACCUGGACACAUUUCAUUAUAUUAUUUGAACCUCUUAGUAAGCCAGCGCUCACACAUAGCUUCAAGCAGCCAAAUACCUACAAAACCGUUUAAGGCACGGGUAUUUAAGUUUUGAUAAUAUGUUUAAAGUUUGAACAUUAGCGCAAAGUUUACAGCUGUGAGGGCAUGUUUGCAAAGCAUGUCUGCUUGCGCUAACGUUUAAAUAUUUAUUGACAGGCCUACGAAUACAUGUUCAAAUGUUUGAAGCUAUGUCCAGCUCCAGGGUGAUGCAAACGGUUCAUAAGUGUUCACCGUUUUUGUUGUUAACUAUACCUCUUACGUCUAUAUCAUUAGGACUCUUGACGCCUUGUAGGCACUCGCGCUUCACCUUCGACUCCCAUGGUAUCCAUCGGUGUGUUCAGCUUCCGAGCGGAGUCAUCCUCCCUAGCUUACUCCAAUUAGACCGAUAUUAAAAUGAACGUAGUAGACUAGCUCGGCAGGAAAACGGCGCGACGUAAUCUACCAACAAACGGCGUAAUAACGAUAAAUACCCGUUUUUAUUAAUUGUUGUAUAGAAGUGUAAAUGGAAGUGAAAGUUAAUGGUUAGUAUUAUUAGAGCGUGCACGUACGUCGAUACGAAUGAUAUUGUCAGCUAGUGCAUGAUAAAGUGACAACAAUUAUUGUGCCUUCAGUGUGUUCUGGCCGUUGGGUGGAGUGUCCUCUUUUAAGUCUUUAUUUUAUAUUUAUAAACGUGUAUGCCUUUUGGAUUGUAUGUUUACAUCGUAUUUCUGUAUCCUAUAUCUAUUUUCUCUGAAUUUGAAAACAUAAAAGUAUCUGAAACAAUACAUUGAUAAUACCAACAUUUGCGACAAGUAGACUCUGAAUACGAACCGUUUAAAUGUCUAGUCACAUACGAAUGAAUUCAUCGUCGGGUUCCGAACAUAUAGUAAACGUUUCUCCCGGAUUUGAUUCACUUAUCGUGCACAUUUUAAUGUGGACACGAUUGUUUUACGUAUAUGUAGGAAAAAUAUAUGUUUAAAAUUAUAGAUUAAUGUCGCAGGUUUUACCAUUUUAUGAUAACAUAAAUUAUAGCGUAAUAAUGUACCUUUUUGCUCAUUGUAACUGAAUGUUGUGAUUCACAUUAGAUAUAUUAUGAAAUUAAUCCAUUGUGCAGUUGAAAGUAAGCCGGAUUGGACUUUAACUUAGACCACUUACGGUCAGUAUUUAUAGCUUUUGUCCACCUGAACCCCUAGGCACUAGGUGCUCUCCAUUUGUAGGCGUAAUUAUUGUAUUUAUGGAUCAUAACAAGAUUACUGAUUUAUAUAAAACUUCAGUAACACUUCAAUGUGGAAUUAAAUAGUGAAUCUGUAACUGUUUGUGACGUAGAUAUAUUCUCUCUAUAUAUACAUAUAUCCGACGUAAUCGGUUAUUUUAUUGUUGCACUUGUUUUAUCGCUUCGCGCCGUUAAUUUUUCAUUUAUAGAUAUUUCAAUAAUUUAUAUUUUAUAUUCAAUUUCCAGUGUUAAUUAAAGCAGUGGUUUUGUCUGCCUUUUUUUAAUUAUGUAGGUAGAGAAAUAAUAAAUGUUGAUUUGUAUUUAUUGAAUAACUUAUUUAUUGCGCAAGCCAAUUUUAAUGUAUUUGACAUUUUAAAUAGAUAAUUAUUGUCAAUCUGUAUAAUCUUGUUAUUUAAGUGUUUUAACCAAUAGAUAAACAAAUAUAUAAAUGCUUAUUUAUUUCAAUUACAUAUAAUAUAAUAGAUUCAUGGGAAUUAUGCAAUACACGUAUGUAGUUACACAUCUUCCAUUCUAAUGACUUGCCAGUUCAAUGAAUUUAUAUUUAUACUUAUUUAUUACGAUGAACAUUACACUGCAAUUAUUUACUAGUUCUCUGAAGUUUCAUAAUAAUGUAGCAUCACAAUGAAACAUGCAAGAUAUGGUAACUUUUAUAAUUAUCAGUUGAAAGCCACGACACUACGACUCUGUCGUAAUUAUAAAAGUGCCCGACAGACAUCUAUACGUAUAAUUUAGAAUUAUGCAUUAUUAUAUGUAUUUUAAUUAAAGACAAUAUUUAAAAGUGAGUUGAUCCUUGUGGCUUAAUGUUAUUGUUCCAUUUCCACGUGAUCGUUUUUAAAUGCAUACAACAUUUAUAGAUUAUCACAAUCGUUAUAAUAAUUGAUAUUAAAAAUGUUUUUGUAAUUUUUAACUUUAUAAUUUUGCCUAAGGACUUUGUUAGUGUUUAUGUAUAUAUUAUUAUAACGUUUCAAACUAUUGUAUAAUCAUUUGUAUAUACCUUAUUUCUAAUGAAUAUUUUUAAUACAACUUUAGGCUCUGUUUACACGUAGGUCAAUGUCAGGGAUUAAAAGUGAUUGAUGAAACACCCACGGACAGGUUUUGCGAGUAUGGCUCUUUUGUGAAGUUUGACCGUGAACAGUUUUUACUAAAACCUUUUCUAAUCGCUCUAUAAUUGUGUGUACGGCAAAUUGAAUGUUAUACUGUGUAAUAUUUACUAUUAGGAUAAACGAGUAUAUCGACAAUGUGUUUUAGAUGUUAUAGUACUUACCGGUCUAUAGUGUACUUGAUUGUAACUGUCGCAACAUCUGUAUACAUGUACCGUGAAUGAUUUGUUUUAGAAUUGUUAUUUUGUGAUUAAGCGAAACACCUUGUCUUCUACUCAAAUUAUUUAACAGAAUUAAGCGAGAUUAGGUAAAUAUUUAAAAUAUAUAAUUAUACUUUAAAAUAUUGAAUAAAAUUCAUAGUAAUUGACGAAAUUUAUAUUAUAAAACUACCCCGACUGCCUUCUACUAUGCUAAUUAAUAACUCUCGCAUAUUGGCUAUGGCUUAGCUCGUGAAAUGCUAGCGACAAUAAGCUUUUUUGUAAUUAUAUACGUAUUAUGUAACGGAAAGGAACUUAUUCGACAUGUAUUCUUUUAUACUUAUUUUUUUGACUCGGUAAAUUAUUCGAAUGUGAGGCAACGUUAUUUGAUUUGAGAUGGAUUAACCCCAAAACCCUCUAAAGGACUCUCGGCGCUCUUAUCGCCGUCACACUAAUUAUUAGAGAUUUUCGAACAUUCGAAUUAUAUGUUGUUACUUUUGCCUAUUCUAAUAAUAACUCCAUUGCGUGCAAAAACAUAUGUCAUUUUUAAACAAUUUGAAUAAAGAAUAUUA